AUGGCCUCGACGCUGGCCUGCGGCUUCUGCGGCGCGGAGCUCACGAGCGCCGAGCCAUACUCGCGAUAUGACCCGCUGCAUGCGAAGCACGGUCCCGCUGCGGAGACGUAUGUGCCUCCUGCCACGGAGGCUCGCAUCCGCUCCCUUCAGCAGCAGAUUGGAAAGGCCCACGCUGCGGGAAAGUACGACGAGGCACGCCUCGCUGCAGCCGAGUGCCGCGAGCUCGCACGCUCUCUUUUUGGCCCCGACCACCCGGUCAGCGCGAGUGCCGUCAACAACCUAGCGCUCGUACACCGCUCGCUCGGCGAGAGAGAGCGCGCGACGGCGCUCUACCGCGAGGCGCUGGUGCUUUACCGCCGUUCGGUCGGCGCAGAGCACCAGAGCACCGCCACG
Messenger RNA from Emiliania huxleyi CCMP1516, 393 nucleotides. RefSeq lists its product as hypothetical. Gene Ontology annotation, molecular function: protein binding. The annotation marks the transcript as partial. The transcript is spliced from 3 exons. The record is from RefSeq and is a predicted model, not a curated record. NCBI's taxonomy places the organism in Eukaryota, Haptophyta, Isochrysidales, Noelaerhabdaceae.